CUUUUUAAGCAAACGUCCGCUCCCCUUUUUUUAUCUCUCUCUCUCUCUCUCCUCACUAAAAAAGCUUUAUCAGUGCUGCCCAUUUUAAUCGCAAUUCUCUUCGAUCGGUCGAUCCUCUUCUUCUUCUUCUUCUUCUCUCUCUCCGUCUCUCUUUUUUGUGUUUCGACGAUCUUCAACCACAUAGAUUUUUCGGAAGCCAUAAACCGACAUGAUACUAUAUUGGAUGCGAAUGCUACCCAAAUUCAUUAUUCAUUACAGAUUCUUUGUUCGCAAAGGCAAUGAAGCCAGGAGUUUCUUCGUUGAAUCCAUAUGCAGCAUCAUACAUACCUCUCGCCAAAAGGGAGGCAAAUGAUAUUGUGACAGCUAAAGAUAUUAAGCAUGAGAAUAAGACUGCUUGGUUUGAACCUUCCUCACACUUUGCACAUAACCCACCACACUAUAGCAAUGUUUCACUUGACUCUGUAACCCAUGGCACUAAAAAGCACCAGAUUCCUGAAACUUCUGCACUGAAAAGCAAUCCUUCCCAUGAUUCUUUGAUGCUAAAUCCGGGUGAAAUGACUGACAAACAGAUUAUGGAUGAAGAAUUUGACAUGGAUUUGGAGUAUCUUCGCAUGGCAUUUCCUGGUUUAUCCAAUGAGUCUCUUGUGGAUGUCUACUUGGCAAACAAUGGAGACUUGGAAGCCACUGUUGACAUGCUGAACCAACUUGAGAUGUACACCGUUGAGUCUUCUGAAACUCUUCCUGACACCUUGGAUAUUGGUGAUGUUUCUGAAUCUGGGUCUUCAGCAACCUGUGGUGCUCUUAAACUGAAGAACGUGGCAGGUGAAACCAGUGCUUCUUCAUCUGGCUCUUCAGAAUCAGCUGUUGCCUCCUGAUUGACUUCAUCAAAGGAUUGCAGUGUUUUUUUUUUCCUUUUUUUUUUUAAUCUUGUAAGUGUUUGUGGAUAAGAAGUAUGCACAAGUAGGAUUCCUUGUUGAGGGCUGAGAAAUGUUGUACUUGCUUUAACAUUUGAAGGGUUAAGGUUGUAUAGUAGUAUGCUGCUUGCCUCUGAUUUCAAUACUGCUUUUGGGGCAUAUUGUUUGGCGAAAAGCUAGUUUUACAUCAGAAAUGAAAAUGAUUCUGUUUGUUCAUGUUGUUUGUU
Molecule: messenger RNA, 1141 nt
Organism: Durio zibethinus
Lineage: Eukaryota; Viridiplantae; Streptophyta; Magnoliopsida; Malvales; Malvaceae
Source: RefSeq, a predicted model, not a curated record